Molecule: messenger RNA, 1048 nt
Organism: Oppiella nova
Lineage: Eukaryota; Metazoa; Arthropoda; Arachnida; Sarcoptiformes; Oppiidae
Source: the annotation of a GenBank genome assembly
UGAUGGCAAAGAAGUGCUUAAAAACGAGGCUUUAAUACCAUUCUCUAUGGGUAAGCGUUCGUGUGUUGGGGAGACGUUAGGACGAGUGGAGUACUCCUUGGAAAUGCCAACUAAAAAGCUAACGGUGCUGUUUGUGCCAGCUAACUUUGUGGGCCUAACGAUGUCCAGCAUAGGUGUGGCCGAAGUGCUGCGAGACGUCGGUCGACACCACUGUGUGUUUGCCGUCAAAAGCGAGUGGAAGUCACGGCUCGAGUCCAUUGGGUUUGAGGUGAGACUCAUUGGACAGCCGCCGGUCGGGGACAGGGAUGUGGUUGUCUGGGAUUCUGCCGAUACUAACGUAGAAGAGGUGUCGCGGGAAGGCAUUCUGGACGACACGACACCCCUGGAAAAGGCUAUCAAUUGUAAUGUCAUUAUUAUGGACGUGUUGUUCAAUGAGAUCCGAGAGACAGAGCCCUACCUGAAGGCUAUUAUAGCGGACCUGAAACCAGAUGUCAUAAUUAGCGACCAUUUGGUGACACUUCCCUCUAUAGUGACAUCGGGUAUACCCUGGGUAUUCAGUUGGAGUAAUAGCCCCCUAUCGCUCGACUAUGGGUAUGAGGAUAAACGCCUCCCGCCCUCUGUUUUAGGUUUGCCGACAAAUAGUGAGACAGAAGUGAUGGAGAAAUACAGACAACAGAUAAAUGAAGCAAAAGGUGAGAUGUGGUAUAGAUAUAGGGAUCAACUCAUUGCCAAUGGAUGUCCGCCACUCAAAGAGUUUCAAAUGUGGACUCCAUCCCCCUUUGCCAACAUUUAUAUGACACCUAAGGAACUGGAUUAUAUGGAUGUCAGACCACUUCCCGACAAUUUUCAUGGAUUUGAUUGUUUCAAACGCACCGGAAAUCAGGACACGUUUGAAGUGCCGGACAGUCUUAAGAAUAGGUCCGGAAAACUGAUUUACUUAUCGUUAGGUUCUAUGGGUUCUGGAAAUGUAGAGCUCAUGAAGAGAUUGGUUGCGAUUUUGUCCAAAUCUAAGCACCGGUUCAUUGUCUCCAAAGGUGUCAAUCAUAAU